Messenger RNA from Dipodomys ordii (Ord's kangaroo rat), 1046 nucleotides. RefSeq names its product three prime repair exonuclease 1 (gene Trex1). The transcript is spliced from 2 exons. The record is from RefSeq and is a predicted model, not a curated record. The coding region runs from base 97 to 1008 and encodes 303 amino acids. Gene Ontology annotation, cellular component: cytoplasm. Lineage: Eukaryota; Metazoa; Chordata; Mammalia; Rodentia; Heteromyidae. Gene Ontology annotation, molecular function: nucleic acid binding; 3'-5'-DNA exonuclease activity. Gene Ontology annotation, biological process: DNA catabolic process.
GCUGGCCAGUCAGUUUCAUUUCCUGCCACUGCUGUCAGUAGAGGGACGACGCCGGAGUGGAUCCAGUCAUUGCUAUCUGGCCUGCUUGGGUUCAUCAUGGACAGGCAGGCUUCCCGCCCUGGCCCCAUGCAGACCCUCAUCUUCUUAGACCUGGAAGCUACUGGCCUGCCUUUCUCCCAGCCCAAGAUCACAGAGCUGUGCAUGCUGGCUGUCCACAGAAGGGCCCUGGAGAGCACCCCUACUUCCAGGGGACAGCCACCCCCGUUCCCCCGCGUGGUGGACAAACUCUCCCUGUGUGUGGCUCCAGGAAAGGCCUGUAGCCCAGGUGCCAGUGAGAUCACCGGCCUGACCACCGCUGAUCUGGCAGCACACGGACGACAGCGCUUCGAUGACAACCUGGCCACCUUGCUGCUAGCUUUCCUGCGGCGCCAGCCACAGCCCUGGUGCUUUGUGGCGCACAAUGGUGAUCGCUACGACUUUCCUCUACUCCAAGCAGAGCUGGCUAUGCUGGGCGUGGCUGAUGCUCUAGACGGCGCUUUCUGUGUGGACAGUAUGGCUGCCAUGAAGGCCUUGGAACAAGCUAGCAGCCCCGCAGAGCGUGGCCCGAGGAAGAGUUACAGCCUGGGCAGCAUCUACACCCGCCUGUAUGGACAGGCCCCGACAGACUCCCACAUGGCCGAGGGCGAUGUGCUAACCCUGCUUAGUAUCUGCCAGUGGAAGCCACAGGCCCUGCUGCAAUGGGUGGAUACUCACUCGAGACCCUUUGGCACCAUCAAGCCCAUGUAUGAGAUUCAGCUAAGUCAAUCUGCUAGAUCAGCCACUGAGCCACUGGCCAAAACCGGAAACAGCAGUCCUAGCAGGAAUAAGAGACCCAAAGUUCUUCCUCCAAUCAAGGUCUCUGGAGACACAUUGGAAGAGGGACUGUUGGUUCCCUUGGGCCUGUUAGCCUUCUUGACCUUGGCAGUGGCCACACUGUAUGGGCUUACCCGAGCCACUCCAGAGCAAUAGGCCAAGAAGAAAAAGCUGAUGAAUAAAAAGAGACUCUC